UAUUUUUUGUAAGGCCGUCGACAAUAAAAAUUAGCUGACGUAAACUUCUAGCGGCCGAUUCUACUCUUUUCUAGGUGAAGGUUCUACAAGAACCUAAUUGCGAAGUUCGUGAAUUUCAAACUGAUAUUCCUACCAUAUUACAUAAAAAAUGGUGAACUUCACAAUAGACCAGAUCCGUGAGAUCAUGGACAAAAAACACAAUAUCAGAAACAUGUCUGUUAUUGCACAUGUUGACCAUGGUAAAUCCACACUAACAGAUUCCUUGGUAACAAAAGCUGGUAUUAUUGCUCAAGCCAAAGCUGGUGAAAUGAGAUUUACAGAUACUCGCAAAGAUGAACAAGAAAGAUGUAUUACAAUUAAAUCAACAGCUGUGUCUAUGUAUUAUGAAUUAACUGAUGCUGAUAUGGCUUUUUUGGUUGACAAAAAUAUUGAUGGCAAAGCAUUCUUAAUUAACUUAAUUGACUCUCCUGGACACGUUGAUUUUUCGUCUGAAGUUACUGCAGCUCUUCGUGUAACAGAUGGUGCUUUGGUUGUAGUUGAUUGUAUUAGCGGUGUUUGUGUACAAACUGAAACUGUGUUGCGUCAGGCAAUUGCUGAAAGAAUUAAACCAGUCUUGUUUAUGAACAAAAUGGACCGCGCUUUACUUGAGUUGCAGUUAGAACAAGAAGAUCUUUAUCAAACUUUUCAGAGAAUUAUUGAAAGUAUUAAUGUCAUCAUUGCUACUUAUUCAACAGAAGAUGGUCCAAUGGGAAAUAUUAUGGUUGAUCCUUGCAUUGGAACUGUUGGCUUUGGAUCUGGUCUUCAUGGAUGGGCAUUCUCUUUGAAACAGUUUUCUGAAAUAUAUGCCUCAAAAUUUAAAAUUCCUCCUAUUAAACUAAUGAAACGCUUGUGGGGAGAUCAGUAUUUUAAUCCUGCAGCAAAGGAUAAGAAAUGGAACAAAACUGGUGGUGAAGGAUAUACUCGUGGUUUCAAUAUGUUUGUGUUAGAUCCAAUUUUCAAAAUGUUUGACUCUGUUAUGAACUUUAAAAAAGAUCAGUAUGAAAAAUUAAUUGAGAAACUUGAAAUUAAAUUGACUCUUGAAGAAAGAGAGCUAGAGGGAAAACCACUAAUUAAGCGAAUUAUGCAAAAAUGGCUUCCAGCUGGUGACACUAUGCUUCAAUUAAUUACUAUACAUUUGCCUUCACCAGUUGUUGCUCAAAAAUAUAGAGCUGAACUACUAUAUGAAGGUCCUCAUGAUGAUGAAGCUUUCCUUGGAAUCAAAAACUGCGAUCCCAAUGGUCCUUUAAUGAUGUAUGUUUCUAAAAUGGUACCAUCUUCAGAUAAAGGUCGAUUUUAUGCUUUUGGUCGUGUUUUUUCUGGUAAAUGUGCUACUGGACAGAAAGUUAGAAUAAUGGGACCUAAUUAUGUUCCUGGAAAAAAAGAAGAUUUAUAUAAUAAGACAAUCCAAAGAACAAUUCUAAUGAUGGGUCGUUAUACAGAACCUAUUGAAGAUGUGCCAAGUGGUAACAUCUGUGGUUUAGUUGGUGUUGAUCAAUACUUAGUUAAAACAGGUACUCUGACUACUUUUGAAGAAGCUCACAAUAUGAAGCAAAUGAAAUUUUCUGUAUCUCCAGUUGUUCGUGUUGCUGUUGAACCAAAAGAUCCUCAACAUUUACCUAAACUUGUUGAAGGUUUAAAACGAUUAGCUAAGUCAGAUCCUAUGGUCUUGUGUAUAACUGAGGAAUCAGGUGAACAUAUUGUUGCUGGUGCUGGAGAGCUUCACCUUGAAAUCUGCUUAAAGGAUCUUGAGGAAGAUCAUGCUGGUAUUCCAUUAAAGAAAUCCGAUCCUGUUGUAUCUUAUCGUGAAACUGUUUCUGAGGUUUCAAGUAUGACAUGUUUGUCUAAGUCACCAAACAAGCAUAACAGACUUUUUAUGACAGCCAUCAACAUGCCUGAUGGACUUGCAGAAGAUAUUGACAGUGGUGAAGUUGCUCCUCGUCAAGAUUUUAAGAUAAGAGCAAGAUACCUUGUUGAAAAAUAUGAAUAUGAUGCUACAGAGGCAAGAAAAAUAUGGUGUUUUGGACCUGAAGGCACCGGACCCAAUCUUAUGAUUGAUGUUUCUAAAGGUGUUCAGUACUUAAAUGAAAUAAAAGAUUCUGUUGUUGGAGGUUUCCAAUGGGCCACAAAAGAAGGUGUCAUGUGUGAUGAAAAUGUUCGUGGUGUUCGAUUUAAUUUACAUGAUGUUACACUUCAUGCUGAUGCCAUACAUCGUGGUGCUGGACAAAUUAUGCCUACUACUCGUCGUUGUUUGUAUGCCUGUAUGUUAACUGCCAAACCUCGUCUUUUAGAGCCUAUAUACCUUGUAGAAAUACAAUGUCCUCAAGAUGCUACUGGUGGUAUUUAUUCGUGUUUAAAUAAAAGAAGAGGUCAUAUAUUUGAAGAAAAUCAAGUCGUUGGGACUCCUAUGGUGCAAGUCAAGGCAUAUUUACCUGUCAAUGAGUCAUUUGGUUUUACUGCUGAUUUAAGAUCAAAGACUCAAGGUCAAGCUUUCCCUCAAUGUGUUUUUGAUCACUGGCAACUUCUAGCUGAAGAUCCUUUAGAUCCUGUUACUAAAGCAGCAGCCAUUGUUGCUGAAACCCGAAAACGUAAAGGUCUAUCUGAAGGUGUACCACCACUUGACAAAUAUUAUGAUAAAUUAUAAGGAUAUUUAACUGAGAAUCUUACAAAGACAAAUCUAAACAUCUAUAUUCUCUUAAAAAAAUUCCUUAUUUUUUA
Molecule: messenger RNA, 2754 nt
Organism: Hydra vulgaris (swiftwater hydra)
Lineage: Eukaryota; Metazoa; Cnidaria; Hydrozoa; Anthoathecata; Hydridae
Product: translation elongation factor 2
Biological process (GO): translational elongation
Cellular component (GO): cytosol; ribonucleoprotein complex
Molecular function (GO): translation elongation factor activity; GTP binding; GTPase activity
Source: RefSeq, a predicted model, not a curated record